This is a messenger RNA of Arachis ipaensis, 465 nucleotides long. RefSeq lists its product as uncharacterized. The record is from RefSeq and is a predicted model, not a curated record. Lineage: Eukaryota; Viridiplantae; Streptophyta; Magnoliopsida; Fabales; Fabaceae.
AUGGCCGGUAAAAUUUUGAAUGCCUUAUUUGAUUCUGGAGCAACACAUUCGUUUAUUGCAUUUGAGAAGGCUGAUGAGUUAGGAUUGAAAAUAGUGGUUCUGGGGUAUGAUUUAAAAGUGUAUAAUGCUACGCAUGAGGCGAUGGUGACUAGGUUAGGAUGCCCACAAGUUCUAUUUCGAAUACAACAACGUGACUUCGUGCAUAACCUAAUUUGUCUGCCGAUGACUGGUAUUGAUCUCAUUUUGGGAUUGGACUGGUUAUCCAAGAACCAUGUUCUACUUGAUUAUUCUGCAAAACCAGUGUGUUUUAUGCCAGAAGACACAGAAGGGCCGGUUGUGGCGAAUAGCUACUACUUGAAUUCUAUGAUGGUGAAUUGUUCUGGGGCUGAAUGUCAGGGUAUCAUGUUGUUGACUACAGGUGUUUCGGGUGAUGAUCAAAGCUUGGAGCAAAUCCCGGUUGUGUGA